Canariomyces notabilis is the source of this 967-nucleotide messenger RNA. RefSeq names its product NAD(P)-binding protein. The transcript has 3 exons. The record is from RefSeq and is a predicted model, not a curated record. Gene Ontology annotation, molecular function: oxidoreductase activity. Gene Ontology annotation, cellular component: cytoplasm. The coding region runs from base 52 to 891 and encodes 279 amino acids. Lineage: Eukaryota; Fungi; Ascomycota; Sordariomycetes; Sordariales; Chaetomiaceae. Gene Ontology annotation, biological process: secondary metabolic process.
GUCUCAGCACAUCCGAAGCUGUAAGCUUGUAACCUGAACUGAUCCUCCAAAAUGGCAUCCGUAAAUUCGAAAACCCUGGUGUUGAUCACCGGUGCUAACACCGGCCUAGGAUUCGAGAUAGCAAAAUCUCUCUUCGCCCGGCCAAACCCUUACCACAUCCUCAUCGGAUGCCGGGGUGACAUGGGCCGGGCAAGCGAUGCUAUAUCCAAGCUAGAGCAGCUCUCACCAGAGAGCAUGUCCACGGCAGAGCCGCUCUCGAUCGACAUCUCGUCGGACGAGUCCAUCGCCGCAGCCUACUCACAAGUCCAGCAGAAGUUCGGCCGAGUCGACAUACUGGUCAACAAUGCCGGCGCCGACCUCGACACAUCAGUCGCCUCAGGCAAACUCACGCCGCGCGAAGGGUGGAACCGGACGUACGACGUCAACGUGACGGGAACGCACCUGUUCACGACGGCGUUUGCGCCGCUGCUGCUCGCCUCACCAUCUUCCACCCGCCGCCUGCUGUUCAUCACCAGCGGCCUUUCAUCCCUGACCGAGCACGCAAGCGGGACGAGCGCACGCUACGCGCUUGCUCCCGCCGGCGUUUGGCCCAAGCCGCCGGCCAUGUGGCUUGCGUACCGCGUCAGCAAGGCCGGGAUGAACAUGCUCGCGGCUGAGUGGGCGCGGCUGUUGAAAAAUGAUGGGGUGCUGGUGUUUGAUCUCUCGCCGGGGUUUUUGAACACGGGGCUUGGGGAUGAUAGGGCUACGGGUGAGUGGCGGGAUAAGAGUAAGAUAGGGGCGAUUGAUCCGAAGAUUGGGGCGGAUUUUUGCGCGGAUGUCGUUGAGGGUUGUAGGGAUGCUGAGGCGUGGCCGUUGAGGGUUUUGAGGAGGGAUAGUGUGCAGCCGUGGUAGAUGUGCUGCAAGCUAUGGAAUGGGGCUUUGGAAGAUGGAUGUAAGCCGGGUUGAUAUCAUGAAGGUGCGAGCAGAG